AUGACCUCCUCUCUCGAGCAACUCAAAGCCGCUGGCACCACCGUCGUUUGCGACUCUGGUGAUUUCCACACCAUCGAGAAAUACAAGCCUCAAGAUGCCACCACAAACCCUUCUCUCAUCCUCGCCGCGUCCAAGAAGCCCGAGUACGCCAAGCUGAUCGACCCCGCGGUCGAGUAUGGCAAGAAGCACGGCAACACCAUUGACGAGCAGGUUGAUGCCACUCUUGACCGACUGUUGGUUGAGUUCGGCAAGGAGAUCCUGAACAUUGUUCCCGGCAAGGUGUCAACUGAAGUUGAUGCCCGAUUCUCGUUUGACACCAAAGCAUCGGUUGAGAAGGCUCUCCACAUCAUCGAGCUCUACAAAUCCAUCGGCAUCGACAAGUCCCGUGUCCUGAUCAAGAUUGCGUCCACAUGGGAAGGCAUCAAGGCCGCGGAGAUUCUGCAAAAGCAGGGAAUCAACUGCAACCUGACCCUCAUGUUCUCUCUUGUCCAGGCCAUCGCUGCCGCCGAGGCCGGUGCCUUCCUCAUCUCCCCCUUCGUCGGCCGUAUCCUCGACUGGUACAAGGCGGCCAUGAAGAAGGACUUUGCGCCAACCGAAGACCCCGGUGUCAAGAGCGUCGAGUCCAUCUUCAACUACUACAAGAAGUACGGCUACAACACCAUCGUCAUGGGCGCGUCCUUCCGCAACGUCGGCGAGAUCACCGAGUUGGCCGGCUGCGACUACUUGACCAUCUCACCCAACCUCUUGGAGGAGCUGUACAACUCGACAGAGGCCGUCCCGAAGAAGCUGGACGCCGCGGCCGCCAGCUCCCUGGACAUCGAGAAGAAGACCUACAUCAACGACGAAGCUACGUUCCGAUUCGACUUCAACGAGGAACAAAUGGCGGUUGAGAAGCUCCGUGAAGGCAUCAGCAAGUUCGCCGCCGAUGCCGUCACGUUGAAGGGUAUCCUCAAGGAAAAGAUCGAGAAGAGCUCUUGA
Messenger RNA from Exophiala spinifera, 978 nucleotides. Its product is annotated as transaldolase. The record is from RefSeq and is a predicted model, not a curated record. The transcript is spliced from 4 exons. NCBI's taxonomy places the organism in Eukaryota, Fungi, Ascomycota, Eurotiomycetes, Chaetothyriales, Herpotrichiellaceae. Gene Ontology annotation, biological process: pentose-phosphate shunt; carbohydrate metabolic process; pentose-phosphate shunt, non-oxidative branch. The coding region runs from base 1 to 978 and encodes 325 amino acids. Gene Ontology annotation, molecular function: transaldolase activity. Gene Ontology annotation, cellular component: cytoplasm; intracellular anatomical structure.